Mus caroli (Ryukyu mouse) is the source of this 3179-nucleotide messenger RNA. The record is from RefSeq and is a predicted model, not a curated record. Lineage: Eukaryota; Metazoa; Chordata; Mammalia; Rodentia; Muridae.
GCCUCCUGAGUGCAGCAGAGCAGGGACUGUGCAGUCCUGCUGUUAGGAAACAUAAUGGAGUGAGGUGAAGUAGCUUUGGCAGAUCGAGAAAUUACACCAUGCAUCUGUUUGUAAAAAAGCUUUAUUGGGGGUGGGGGGUGGAGGAGUGAGGUCCUGGGGAAGGGAUAGAGGCAGAGAAGUGGACAUAUGACAGGCAGAGAGAGAAAGAAGCGCACACCGGGAACAGAGAGAUGGCCUGCCAAGUAGGGAGAGAGCUCUGGUGGCUGGUGAGUGGAUACUUUCAUCCUGAAACAGGCCGGGAGCUCCUGGUGGCAUCAGCAGGUGAUGGCAGGCGAUGAUGACAGAAGUCUUUGCUAGGUCCCCAAGAGUAGACUUGUGGACCUGCCUGUACCCUAACAGGCGCAAGUUCUAUGGCAAUGUCAUUCUCUCCGGGUCUGGGACAGUUCUGCGCCUGAGCGGAGGCCAGGGCUGGGAACCACUGUGCUGUGACACUUCACAACCCUCGGCGUCUAGGGGAGCUGUCACUCAUGCCUCACUAGCCAAUCACGAUCUCCAGGUGGAUCCGCUAGCCAGAAUGGGGAGAGCACUUCCGUUCCCCAAUACUAAAGGUUCGGGCUCGAGUCUGAGGGAGGCUCUUGUGGUUCCGUAUCCUGGUCUGCCACCCGCUGCCCGGAGCUGUGAGGAGAGCGGGGCGAGCUCGGUCUCCACGCCAUGGUGAGCGGGGCCGCCGUCCCCACGCGGGGAGGAGCCGCGGGAGACUGUGUGGGGUUCGUCCCGGGGUGCGGGAACCGGCGGCCAGACUCGCCGCCCGGCGUGAUUGCGUUGUUCACCUGAGGUCCCUGCACCUCCGGAGCGGAAGCGGGACGUCUGACUUCGAUCCCGGGCUGCGCCUGCGCAGAGUGUGGGGCGCGGGUCCUGGAGUGAAAACACCUUGUUGCUGACGUCACCAUGCAGUGAGCGUCUCAGCUGCUUUUCCUGUGUCCAGGGAAGGCAGAUGUGCUGACUCGCAGAACCCUAGUUUCUCCGGUGCCUUCUACAAGUUCUGCACUUGGCACUUGAUGUUCAGGAGUAGGAUCCGUCCACAGUUAACUCUGUGCAGAUGCAAAGUGUUUGUCAUCGACACAGGCUUGUAGAUGCCUUGGCGGUCCAGUCACCUGUGUUGUUUGCUCUUAUGUUCUGUUGAUCUCUAUUCUUUCCCAGGAAGUGCUAUGCAGGCAGGUUUGAUAAUACCGUGCAGAGAAAAGAUACAUACUUAAACCUGAGUUUGGAAGCCUCCAAUUGUUUAAUCUCUUCUUAGACAAAGAUGCAAUGACCUAUGAGGAUGUACAUGUAAACUUCUCUCAAGAAGAGUGGGCUUUGCUGGAUCCUUCUCAGAAGAGUCUCUACAAGGAUGUGAUGCUGGAAACCUACUGGAACCUUACUUGUAUAGGCUACAUGUGGGAAGACUGCAAUAUUGAGGAUCAACAUCAAAGUUCUGGAAGACAUAGAAGGUGCAUCAACUGUCCCUCUGCAUAUGGAAAGAAGCAGUGUACCAAUCUCUUUCCUAGAACAAUUAGACGAAGAUACGUAGUCACCCCCUUUGUGAGUAGAGGAGGUGAAUGUGAUACAAGUUUACAAGUACUUGGUUUUCCAGCUUCAGUGGGAAUACAUCAAAAUACUGACACUGGAGAAAAGCCCUCUGCGGACAAGGAACAUGGAAAACCUCCUGUCUGUCCUGGUUCACUUUGCACAUGUAGUGUGACUCACACUAUAGGAAAAUGUUAUGAAUGCAGUCAGUGUGGUAAAGCUCUGAGUUCUUCCUGUUCUCUUCAGAGAUGUGACCAAAGUCAUAUGGGAAAAGGAAAUGAUAAAUGUGAGCCAAGUAGUAAAAGCUUAACCCAUCCCAGGUAUCUUCAAAUACAGAAGAUUGCCUAUAAUGAAGAGGACCUCUAUGUGUGGAAUCCAUGUGGUAAAUCCUCUUUACAGCUACACCGAAGAACUCAUUUGGAAAUGAAAUACUCCGAAUAUAAUCAUGAAGAUAAAGUCAUUUCACGUCAGAAUCGUAAUCAAGUAGGUAGAACUAAUACUGGAGACACAAAGCAUGACUAUCAUCAAUGGGGUAAAGCCUUUGCAUGUCCCAGUUAUCUUCAAAUAUAUGAAAGAAUUCAUACUGAAGAGAAACCCUAUGAAUGUAGUCAAUGUGGUAGAGCCUUUACAUGUCACAGUACUCUUCAAAUCCAUGAAAGAAUUCAUACUGGAGAGAAACCCUAUAAAUGCAAUCAAUGUGGUAAAACAUUUGCAUGUAAGAGGUAUCUUCAAGUACAUGAAAGAAUUCAUACUGCAGAGAAACUCUUUAAAUGUAAUCAGUGUGGUAAAGCCUUUGCACGUAAUAGUUAUCUUCAAAUGCAUGAAAGAAUUCAUACUGGUGAGAAACCCUAUAAAUGUAAUCACUGUGGUAAGGCCUUUGCAUGUAACAGCAAUCUUCAAAAGCAUGAAAGAAUUCAUACUGGAGAGAAACCCUAUAAAUGUAACCAAUGUGGUAAAGCCUUUGCAUAUAGCAGUAAUCUUCAAAAGCAUGAAAGAACACAUACUGGAGAGAAACCCUAUAAAUGUAAUCAAUGUGGUAAAGCCUUUACAUGUCAUAGUAGUCUUCAAAUCCAUGAAAGAAUUCAUACUGGAGAGAAACCCUAUAAAUGUAACCAAUGUGGUAAACCCUUUGCUCGUAAAAAGUAUCUUCAUAUUCAUGAAAGAAUACACACUGGAGAGAAACCCUAUGAGUGUAAUCAAUGUGGUAAAUCCUUUGCAUAUAGCAGUAGUCUUCAAAAGCAUGAAAGAAUUCACACCGACAAAAACAUCCCCCAGUCAUCUAAGAAAUGAGGAAUAACUUUCCAUACCAAAUUCAAUUUCCCCACUGAGCUCUCUCACUAGUGCUUGAUUAAGAUUACUAGAUCCAUUCCUUCUUUAAAAUACUGUCUCCUUUUCACAUUUUAUAUGUAUUGUCAUCACAAAAUACAGGAGUACUAUAUAAUUUGAAUAAUAAAACUGUGAAUGAAAAUGAUAUUUAUGUGUCUUUUUUAUUAUUAUUUUAUUCUGAGCCUAAAACUUGUCCUUAACACUUUCACAAAAACACAAAUGUAUGCCAGAGAGUUGUCUCAGGGAAUAAAAGUGAUGGCUGGUAAGCUUGAAGACCUAAGUUAAUU